This is a messenger RNA of Fusarium verticillioides 7600, 1481 nucleotides long. Its product is annotated as alcohol dehydrogenase (NADP+). Bases 159 to 1025 code for a protein of 288 amino acids. NCBI's taxonomy places the organism in Eukaryota, Fungi, Ascomycota, Sordariomycetes, Hypocreales, Nectriaceae. The transcript is spliced from 5 exons. Gene Ontology annotation, molecular function: oxidoreductase activity. The record is from RefSeq and is a predicted model, not a curated record.
GCUUGCGAUUCUGACGAUGCGACGUCGUUGUUCUUACGUCACCCCCACUGAGGGACCUAGCGAUGUCGGCCCCAUCAAUCUCUUAUCAGAUCGCAGCGUCCUGACAUCAUCACCAUUUCAGAUUCUCGCUUCUUUCACCAACCAAAAGUUUCGCAAAAAUGUCCUCUCAGCCCUCACUCCUCGCCGCUACGGCCAAGCUCAACAAUGGCCUCAUCAUUCCCCGCAUCCAACUUGGUCUUUACAUGAUGUCCACCAAAGAAGCCACCGAUGCAGUUCGCCAAGGUCUCCUCACCGGCUACCGCGGUUUCGACUGCGCGCAGAUGUACCACAAUGAGCGCCAAGCCGGUAAGGCCAUCAGCGACUUUCUCGCCAGUAGUGAGAACGCGGCUGGUUUGAAGCGCGAGGAUAUUUGGUACACUUCCAAGCUCGCCAGCUGCGACGAGUCGUAUGAUGCUGUGCGACGAUCUGUCAAGAAAUCUGUCGAGGCUUCAGGCUUGGGAUACAUUGACUUGUUCCUUCUUCAUAGUCCAUACGGUGGGAAGACAGCAAGACUUACGAGCUGGAAGGCGCUGGAGGAUGCCGUUGAUGCGGGUGAGAUUCGUUCUGCUGGCGUCAGCAACUUUGGCUCUGCUCAUAUCCAGGAACUCAUGGCCUCCAACCCUCGCAUCCCGCCCGUGAUCAACCAGAUCGAAGUUCACCCUUUCAACACCCAAGAAGAAAUCCGCGCCACUUGCGCCGAACAUAACAUCGCCAUCGAGGCCUACGCUCCUCUCGCUCGCGCUGAGCGCAUGGAUCACCCUGCCAUUGUCAAAAUGGCCAAGAAGUACUCCGUCACACCUGCCCAAAUAUUUGUCAAGUGGGGGCUUCAACAUGACUUCAUCACUCUUCCCAAGAGUACUAAGCAGAAGCGUAUGAUCGAGAACGCAAGCGUUGAUGGAUUUGAGAUUUCGGAGGAUGAUAUGAAGGAGCUGGAUGGUUUGGAUGAGCAUUUGGUUACUGACUGGGACCCCACGGACGCGCCAUGAAUUUGAACUCGCUCGACACAUACAAAUACAACUAUAUUACAAAGAGGCAUUCAUCUUGUUGUUGCGGAGAGAUCUUCAUUCACAGUUGAUAUGUUUUCAGUCCUGAACUUUGAACUGCAUGGGAGGGAUUCGUACAAAAUGCUCAUGAAUAUGUGACAAGAAAUAGAUACGUAGAAAGGAUACGGCCAGGACUCAUGGAGAUGUCGCAGUGUGCCAAUAAAAUACAAACUAUUCUUGCGAUAGACGGCGUGGCGAUGUUGAAUCUGGUGAUACCGUUUGUGGUGUUUCGCCACGACAACAAAGCGGAUAUCAUGCCUCGCACCCACGCUAUGGGGAUAAGUCUAGUCACGAUAGACUGAAGGUAAUGAACAAUAAGAGAGAAACCAUUAAUUCUACUGGUGCAGAGCUUUUCAAAGUGUCCAGGCAAUUGGGCAGUGCGGCGAUUCCCCCACUAUU